AUGCGUUUUUCUGCAAUCAUUGGGCUACUGUCCACCCUUUCGGUUGUUUUGGCUUAUGAUCAUAAACCAGACCAUCGAUAUCAUGAUACGCACAAGCGGUCUUCGGAUAACGAAAACCCCAAGUAUGAUUAUGUGGUUGUUGGCUCUGGCGCUGGAGGUGGCCCUGUAGCAGCACGGUUGGCAAUUGCAGGGUACAAGGUGCUUCUUCUAGAAGCAGGAGAUGACCAGGGAAAUGCGACCAAGCAAAUCGUCCCCGCUCUACAGCUCCAAUCUACUGAAUACGAGCCGAUGAGAUGGGAUUAUUUCGUGAAUCACUACUCGAACCUGACUCGUCAGAAAGAAGACACCAAGAUGACUUACCGGACACCUUCCGGUGACCUCCAUGUUGGAAGCCAUGCGCCCAAUGGCUCCGAACCCUUGGGGAUUUUAUACCCUCGAGCAGGUACUUUGGGUGGAUGCUCCGCUCACAAUGCCAUGAUCACCAUCUACCCGUAUGAGAAUGACUGGGAGCAACUGGCAAGUCUCACUGGCAAUGAGUCAUGGUCUGCCUCAAAUAUGCGACAAUACUUCAAGAGACUAGAGCGCAACCGCUAUCUUCCCAGCAGCCUACUAGGCCACGGAUUUGACGGAUGGCUUACAACGAGUCUUACAGACUUGCGCCUUGUCAUUGAAGACCAAAAGCUUCUGUCCUUGAUCCUGGCCGGUGCGACCGCCGCGGGUCAAACACUGUUGGGUAAACUGAUCACCACGGUCGCGGGUCUUGCAGGAAUUCUGCUGCGUGACCUGAACAAUCCCCUUCCCUCGCGCGACUACGAGGAGGGCCCAUACCAAGUGCCUCUCGCUGUGGAUGUUCCUGAGUAUAAGCGGACAGGUCCUCGAGAGUUCCUCAUGAAGACGGUCAAUGCUGUGAACUCGGAUGGUUCGCGAAAAUAUCACCUUGAUAUCCAGCUGAACACCCUGGUCACCAAACUCCGGUUCGAUACCACCGGAGCUAAGCCACGGGCUACCGGGGUUGACUACCUUCGGGGACAGAGCCUCUACCGCGCAGACCCCCGGGCUUCUCAGACAACGUCUGACGGGACACCAGGUAGCGUGAGUGCUGCUCGUGAAGUGAUCCUAUCUGCAGGCUCGUUUAACACUCCCCAGCUACUGAAGCUAAGUGGUAUUGGCCCAAAGGAGGAGUUAUCCAAGCUUGGAAUUUCAACCCUGGUGAAUCUCCCCGGCGUCGGUCGUAACCUUCAGGACCGGUACGAGAUGGGUACAGUGGGAAAGUCACCCACCGAUUUCGUCCUCACAUCCAAGUGUACCUUUAUGUAUUCCCUUCCCGAUCCUUGUCUGGAGCAGUAUGAAAACAAUCCCUUGUUCAAGGGCACCUAUACCACCAAUGGAAUUGCCAUAGCCAUCAUUCGCAAGUCGUCUGUCGCAGAGGAUGAGCCCGACCUACUGAUCUCAGGAGCACCGGUCAACUUUCCCGGUUAUUAUCCCAACUAUUCUUACGAAGGGCUCAAGGAUUCCCAGCACUGGACCUGGAUCACGUUGAAAUCACGCUCCCGCAACAAUGCCGGCACGGUUGAGCUGCGAUCUACUGACCCACGUGAUAUGCCCCUUAUCAACUUCCACUCGUUCGAUACCGGAGUGACCACAGAUGGUGCAGAUGACAAGGACUUGCAGGCUGUGUAUGAAGCAAUGCAAUUCUCCCGCACGAUCUUUGAUGAUCUUAUUCCCCUCGAUGGCGGAUUUGAAGAGGUCUGGCCGGGACCUAAUGUCACUAGCGAGAGUGAGAUGAAAGACUUCAUUAAGCAAGAGGCAUGGGGCCACCAUGCUUGCUGCACCGCUGCUAUUGGAGAGGAUGGAGAUCCUCAGGCUGUGUUGGAUGCUGACUUCCGUGUUCGGGGGGUUGAUGGGCUGCGUGUUGUGGAUGCUUCCGUCUUUCCCAAGAUUCCGGGGUACUAUAUCGCCCUACCAAUUUACAUGAUUAGUGAGAAGGCUGCUGAGGUUAUCAUUGCCGAUGCUGUAUAA
Messenger RNA from Penicillium robsamsonii, 2019 nucleotides. RefSeq names its product GMC family oxidoreductase. NCBI's taxonomy places the organism in Eukaryota, Fungi, Ascomycota, Eurotiomycetes, Eurotiales, Aspergillaceae. Bases 1 to 2019 code for a protein of 672 amino acids. The transcript has 3 exons. Gene Ontology annotation, molecular function: oxidoreductase activity, acting on CH-OH group of donors; flavin adenine dinucleotide binding. The record is from RefSeq and is a predicted model, not a curated record.